GGCGCCCCAGUACUCGCUGCCAGCGUUGCAGCAAUGGCGAACGCCAGCAAUGGGCCGGUCCGAGGUCCCGGCUGCGAAGAAACAGGGUCCAAAAUCAGUAGUCUUCCACAACCACAGGUCACCAGUGAGCAGGAUGCCUGUACUGUCACCUGGGGAUUCACACUCGAUCAACUGUACAAAAUGGCCACUGCGUUUUUCAAGGAACAUGAAGGAAAAGCCUUCCACAUUUCUUACGAAGACAAGGUGAAUCUUGUAGCCUACACACUUCAAGUAACACAUGGAAAGUACAACCCAGAGAGAUGUAAACCUCUUGGCUACCUCGACGUCGUAGGAAGGGACAGGAGGCAAGCCUGGACUUCAUUAGGAGACACAGACCGUGAGACAGCCAUGAAGAAGUUCAUUGAGUUGCUCAACCUUAAAUGCCCCCUAUUCCGACCAUUCAUUGAAGCACACAAGGCAGAUAUGGAAGAGAAAGAGCGUAAAAGGCAGGAAGAAGAGGAGGAAAGGAGGAGAGAGCAGGAAGAAGAAAGGGAAAGGCAGAGGUUAGAAGAAGAAGUUUCCAGACAAGAACAGGAGCGCCUGAGACAGCUCGAGCAAAAACGGCUAAUCCAGGAGGCACUCAACCGGCAGACCUAUCACCAGUUCAAGGCCUAUGCUGAGCAGCAGUUUCCUGGCAACCCUGAACAGCAAGGUGUGCUGAUCCGGCAGUUACAGGAGCAGCACUAUCACCAGUACAUGCAGCAGGUGCUCAAUCAGCAGCAGCAGCAGCAGACAGCGAUGGCUGACGGGGGUGACACGGCUGACGGUCGACCGCCAGCAGAUCCACAGCCGGUGGUGGCUAACGGGGGCGAGGGCGACACCAAAGGUGAAGAGGGAGACAGCUCGGCUGAUGAGGAGUCCACCGAGGAAGGUGGCCAAGCGUUGCCGACAAUCGCAACGGCGUCGAUGUGGACCCGCAAGGACAUAAAGGAGUUCAAAGAUGGCAUCCGCAAGGAAGGCAGCAACGGAAUCCUAAAGGUGGGUCAUGGCGAAGUGGUGACCGUGCGUGUGCCGACGCAUCCCAACGGCAACUGUCUCUUCUGGGAGUUCGCGACAGACAGCUAUGACCUGGGCUUUGGCAUCUACUUUGAAUGGACUGCCGAACCAGGCAACCAGAUGUCUGUGCACGUCAGCGAGAGUGAAGAAGAAGACGAGGAGGAAGAAGCCAAAGCGUCUCCCACAAAAGGAAUAUCUUUAUCGCAAGAUGUGCUACAAGAAGCCUGUUCCACCAAUGAGCAAGAGGAGCGCUCUGCAGAAAGUGGAGAUGUGGAGAAAGGCUCGCAGGGGGACCCCCACGGCUUGACCCACCAGUCCUCGAUGAGCUUGGUGAUUCCAGUGUUUCGCCGAGACUGUCACGAGGAGGUGUACGCCGGCAGCCACUUGUACCCCGGCCAGGGUGUCUACCUCCUCAAGUUCGACAACUCCUACUCCCUAUGGCGCUCAAAGACCCUCUACUACCGCGUUUACUACACUCGAUGAGCCCACCUCACGCUUGCAGCCCACCGCAAAGACGCAACCGUUGCCAAGUGCCCGUGCCGACAACCUGGGCAGCGUAAUGAGCUAAAGUGUUAGAAAUGUUUCAGGUGCAUUUUUUUUUUGUUUCCUCCCCUCCUGUUUAAUCUUGAUCACAUAAAUGGCAUUGGAGGACUGUUUAUAACACCC
Molecule: messenger RNA, 1701 nt
Organism: Dermacentor albipictus
Lineage: Eukaryota; Metazoa; Arthropoda; Arachnida; Ixodida; Ixodidae
Product: Golgi resident protein GCP60
Cellular component (GO): Golgi membrane
Molecular function (GO): fatty-acyl-CoA binding
Source: RefSeq, a predicted model, not a curated record